Messenger RNA from Ctenocephalides felis (cat flea), 684 nucleotides. Its product is annotated as putative ankyrin repeat protein RF_0381. Gene Ontology annotation, cellular component: nucleus. Gene Ontology annotation, molecular function: protein binding. The coding region runs from base 1 to 684 and encodes 227 amino acids. The transcript has 4 exons. Gene Ontology annotation, biological process: regulation of gene expression. The record is from RefSeq and is a predicted model, not a curated record. Lineage: Eukaryota; Metazoa; Arthropoda; Insecta; Siphonaptera; Pulicidae.
AUGCACAAGACGAAUUUAGUAGCAGCAGCUGAAGUGUGUGAUCACAACCACAAAAGAAUCCAAAUUGACAGAUGUGUUAAUGAUAGUGCCAAUUGUGGUUUACAGAAGGGAUCAAUAUAUUGUGCAACUUGCUUGGGGCGUGAAUAUGGUACUGAUAUUAUUUAUGUUGAGAAGUGCGAUCUACUUGCAGAAAAUGAAAAUGGAAAUACUGUAUCAUCUUUAGCAUGCUACAAAACUGAAUCACUUGAUAUAAUUAAAGAAUUAUUGGAACGAGGCGCUUCUGUGCAUACUAUUAACAAUUACAAUGAGAAUUUGACUGCAUUAUGGUAUGCAAGAUGGAGUAAUAACAAUGAUAUAGUAAAUGAACUUUUAAAAGCUGGUGCAAAGAAUAUUGUACCUAGUGCAUUAGAUGCAGUGUUAUUAAAUGAUAUCGAUGCAUUGAUAGAAGCUAUAGACAAAAGUUGCGAUUUAAAUGAAACAGACUCCAGUGGCGAUACUGCUUUACAUAAUGCAGUACAAAUGGGAUAUAAUGAAAUGCUUAUAUUGUUAUUGGAUGCAGGUUGUUCAGUGAAUAUUCAAAAUUCUUGUGGAGAUACCGCAUUACAUUUGGCUUGCGUACCCGGUACUUCAUCAGAAAUUAUAGAAAUGUUAGUGAGAGCUGAUAAAGAUAUUGUUGAUAUGUAA